This is a messenger RNA of Hypomesus transpacificus, 2222 nucleotides long. RefSeq names its product granzyme B(G,H). Gene Ontology annotation, biological process: proteolysis. The transcript has 5 exons. NCBI's taxonomy places the organism in Eukaryota, Metazoa, Chordata, Actinopteri, Osmeriformes, Osmeridae. The record is from RefSeq and is a predicted model, not a curated record. Bases 49 to 861 code for a protein of 270 amino acids. Gene Ontology annotation, molecular function: serine-type endopeptidase activity.
CUACAGGCCUCUUCCUGUCUGUGUACGAACCUCAGGCUGCACGCACACAUGCGGUUCCUGUGUGUUUCCUGCUUACUUUCCUUUAUAAAAGCUUCAGUCAUGAGACGUAGAGGCAGAGAGGAACACUCGGACACUCAACAGAGCAUCACUAUGGGCUUCUCUCUGAACCUGUCUGUUCUGGUGCUGAUGCUUGUGUUCUGCAAUCAAGUUCAGGCAGCUGGCAUCUUCGGAGGCAACGAAUCAGUGCCCCACAGUAGACCCUACAUGGUGCUCCUAAAGGUCACAAGUAACCAGAAGACCAUACACUGUGGCGGCUUCCUUUUGAGGGAAGACUUUGUGGUGUCUGCAGCCCACUGCGAUGGAGACUGUAUUACAGCCCAACUGGGGGUUCACGAUGUUCAUAAUGGAUCUGAACAACACAUGAAAGUAAAAGCGGUUUAUAAACAUCCAAACUUCACCUCAGACUUUCUUAAUGACAUCAUGCUGUUGAAGCUGGAAAAAAAGGCAGUGUUCACCAACCACGUCCAGCCCUUAGCUCUGCCCAUGGAGAAUGACCAGCGAUCAGACCACUGCCUUGUGUGUGGGUGGGGACGCGCAAAUAUACACAAACGAUAUGGCUCCAAAGUGCUAAGAGAGGUCAAUGUGACAGUCAUUUCCAAUGAUACAUGCAAGGAAAAACAUGUUCUCUGCACACUGGGAAACAACAGACCUGCCGAGGGAGAUUCCGGAGGACCGCUGGUCUGUGGUGCCCUGGCCUUUGGGGUAGUGUCAUACAUGGAGGACAAAAAAAACGGAUUCAUUGCUUACACACACAUCCCAGACUACCUCCCUUGGAUUUGCGAGAUAGUGACCCAUCACUGAUAACCACACAAAAACAUGCGUCUCUAGUCAGACGAGACCAGAGGGGCUUGAGUUCCAAACAAGACGAGAGAUUGAGCCUCUUGAAUGUAUCAGUACAGUGGCUUAUGGUUAGAUAGAUGCAUAUUUCUACAUUUAGAUUAUCUAAAGCUUUCUGAGUUUGUUUUUGUGCCAUGCAGUUGACAGUCAGCAUUUUUUAUGGGAGAUUUAGUUAUCAAAAUAAGCAUAGUCUGUCGUAUUUUAGUUGUAGUUUUACAUUAUACAGUCGCAUCAUUCACCCAGUAAUUGUAUAGGUGAUCCACACCAAACAUUCUGUUAGCUGUGUUACAAAAACGUUAGUCUACACUGCCACCCCAUGGUAAACAUGCAAAAUAUUUUCUUUCUCUUGCCUAUUUCAUCAAGCGUUAUUAUUGAAGAUGCUUGAAGCUCUCUAGUGUUGCAGCCGUUUCUUGCAGACUUGCAAAAAUAUAUCCAUUCCAACCUUGAUAAAUUAUUAAAUCUUCAGGAAUAUGAUCUUAGCAAAUGCUCAUAAUGUAACAGUGAGUUACAGGUGGUGUACAUGUACCUGCAGCACAACUGUUCAAAUAAAUGGUCUGGUCAAUUAAGCCUCCUCCUGUUUUUAAUUUUGCAUCCAUGUGACUCCACAACAGAGGUCUUCAACCCUGGUCCUCAGGGACUCCCUGUCCUGCACAUUUUAGAUGUUUCCCUGCUCCAACACACCUGAUUCAAAUGAAUGGGUUAUCAUCUAGUUGGGCAGAAGCCUGCUAACGACCAUUCAUUGGAAUCAGGUGUUUUGGAGCAGGGAAACAUCUAAAACGUGCAGGACUGGGGGUCCCUGAAGACCAGGGUUGAAGACCUAAUCUCCACAAGGAAGACAAUUACCUCAAUUCUGAACCCACUGCAGGACAGGAGACAUUGUACUUUCUGAUAUCAUGCAUCCAAACCUAGGUAACAAACAAACUGUGUUCUUACUAAAAAGGUAACAUUGGUUCCAAAUAAAGAUUAAACUGGGCACUUAAAAUACCCUGCUACUCAGACAGGCAUGUAAACAUUGAUAACAAAAGAUAGCAGAUAUCUGGAAAGGCUUUUUUUAUUUAGGAAAAAUACAACCAUGAAGAUACAGAAUGCUUAAAAAAAAUCAAAUACAAAACCAAUCUGAUGUUAUGGCGAGAACAGUAUUGUGAAAUAACUAUUUUACUCCAAGGCGUGUUUGUUGAAAUUAGCUCUUGAUAAGACGUUUGCAUCUUAUAGAACUGGCCAGUUUCACAUUUUUUGAGCGUAGUAUUUGGAACUGUUAAGUGAGAUAUGGACUUCAAAUCUCAUUUCGAUCUUUUUAUGUGCGGCAGAUAAAGCAAAAAUAAAAA